Molecule: messenger RNA, 1792 nt
Organism: Helicoverpa zea (corn earworm)
Lineage: Eukaryota; Metazoa; Arthropoda; Insecta; Lepidoptera; Noctuidae
Exons: 4
Coding region: 106-1674 (522 amino acids)
Source: RefSeq, a predicted model, not a curated record
AAAACAUCAUUUUGAGUACAUCAUUUGCCGCGAAAAGUCGUUUCCAAGUGAUCGAUCCGUUUUUAUUCCUGUGAAAAAUUAAUCUUAGUUCUUGAUUGUGGCAAUAUGCCGCAAUCUAUUGAAGGCACACACAUUGUGGUUGAAUGCCAAAAGGCGCCAAAUGGAAGAAAAAACAGACAUGUUUGUGUACCAAAGUCAUGGGUUCAAUUGAAAAUGUAUGGCAAUAGAGUUUCAAUAGUGUAUCCUAGUGAGGACGAGACUUGCACAGAUCUCAGAGUGAGGAAUAUGGAACCUGCUGAUGACGACUGGGACUUCUAUAUUGGAGACAUAAAAGCAGAAAACACAUAUGAGUAUUGCUCUGCUUACGUUACUAGAGAGUCACUUUGUAAACAGACUAAUAAUCAAGAUACCUGUAAGAAACGAAAGGAAAGGGAAUCCAAAGAACAACCACAUGUAGAACGAAAGAAAUCACUGAAAGUUCGGAUAAAGCUGCCCAAACCAAGCUUAGAAAAAAAGAGGAAAAAAUCAAGAUCAUCCGACUAUGCAAUCAUUACCGAACCUAUGGCUUACAGUGAAGAAGAACCGGUAAGUGAGGAUAUGGUUGAUACAGAGGAAAAUGUCUCCCCACAGCUAGUGGAAAGCUUUAACAUGAACACAGAAAUCCCCCCACAGUCAGCUGAAACCUCUAACAUGACCACAGAAUUCUCCUCGUCCUCCACCAGUACUCCUUCAAGUUCAGUUAACCAAAGUACCACAAAGCCACAAAAAACGCUAUUUGAAAUAAAAAUGGACGAAAUAAUACAAAGUCUUAUGCCUGAAACUAUACUACAACAAAUACCAAUGAACACUAACAGUAAAGAAAUAGCUAAACUCCUAGCAAUGCAAAUAGAAAACGACUCUAAAGCUGCGAACCUAGCCUUUCCAAAAUUGACCCCUGAAGAACGAGAAUUUAUCAUAAAAUUGGAAGCGGUACAAACAAAAACUGUAUACAACAUCAGAGUUCUGCUGGAGUUUGUCAAAAGUAUGUACAAAAAUGUGUUUCACAAUAGGUAUGUAUUAGACAAGAUUAUCAAGGCCUAUGGGCCUAUAGGAACAGAGACAGGAGACCAACAGCACCCAGGAACAUCAAAUGUUGAGAACACUCAAGAUGUUGAAAUGCCUGCCGAUCCUAAUAUACCGGUUUCAAGUACACAAAAUACAGGGGAAGAUGCUCCGAUGCUGCCAACUUCAACUACAGGAGAACCAAACACUGAUAAAGAAGAGAAUGGAAAAAGAGAAAAGAUUAACUGGAUCCUCAAACACCCAGAUCCUGGGAAAGACUUAAUAGAGUUAGGGAAACACACUGGUAUCUAUGUUAGUGCGGACGGUUUGAAAAAAUGCAAAGAGAAAUCGGACAGUGUUGAAUCUUUUGCAAAAUCUUUGUUGCCUGAAGUUUUUACUCAAGAUAAUACUGCUGAAAUUAAAGGUAAGAUUAUGAGGCCUCCGAUGUAUUUUCCUGCUAAGAUAGCUUUAGUUAAUUUUGCCAUGGACUACGGACAGCAAGCUGGUUGGAAAGAAAUUGAGUUUGAGUUGAUAUUGAAUAGUUUAAGGGAUGUUUUGCAUGAUGAUUUAGACUAUCCAAAGGCUUGUGGUAAUAAUGAUCAGCAUUGUACAUGUUGUUUGCAUAAACAUUGAUUUAAUUUCAACGAUUUUUAUAUAAAUAAACUUUGUAUAAUGUAAGAAGAAUUUAUAGAAAACCGUUUGUUGAUUUCUGACACUUACGUGAAUUUUAGACAUUUAAACAAUUUUACGG